Messenger RNA from Cariama cristata (Red-legged seriema), 843 nucleotides. Its product is annotated as olfactory receptor 10A4-like. Gene Ontology annotation, molecular function: olfactory receptor activity; G protein-coupled receptor activity. Gene Ontology annotation, cellular component: membrane. Gene Ontology annotation, biological process: G protein-coupled receptor signaling pathway. The record is from RefSeq and is a predicted model, not a curated record. Lineage: Eukaryota; Metazoa; Chordata; Aves; Cariamiformes; Cariamidae.
GUGGGGGUGUUGAUUGACGAGAAGCUCAACGUCACCCAGCAAUUUGCACUUGCAACCCAGAAAGCCAACUGCAUGCUGGGUGGCAUCACAAAAAGCAUGAUCAAGAUCCAAGGCUCUCUCUUUUGUCUGGUAUUACUCAUGUCCCUCAGUACAUUAGUGGGAAACAUCCUCAUCAUUGUGAUCACUAUGGCAGAUGCUGCCCUUCCCUCCCCCAUAUAUUUUUUCCUCAAGAACUUGUCCUUCCUGGAGAUUGGCUAUGCUACAUCUACAAUCCCCAAGAUGCUGGUGAACUUCCUCACAAAAAGGAAGGGCAUAUCUUUUCUGGGCGAUGCCAUACAGAUGUAUGCCUUCUCCCUCUUAGGGAUCAUGGAACCUGUACCUUGGUUUAUUCGGGUCUUGGUGGCCCUAGGGCAGAUCAUUUUCAUCUUUACCCUUCCAUAUUGUGGGUCCAACAGGAUCAAUCACUUCUUCUGCAACCUGCAGACUCUUCUGAACCUGGCUCGUGUGGGCACCUACAGGAAUGAAAUCACCACCUACGUAAUAGCUGUCCCCUGUAUCAUGGUCCCCUUCUUACUCAUGCUGUCAUAUGUCCGGAUUCUCCACACCAUCUUUAAGAUGCCAUCAGCAAAGGGCAAGAGAAAAAUGUUCUCUGCCUGCUCAUCUCAUCUAGUGGUCACUCUGUUUUAUGAAUCUGGCAUUGUGACCUACUUGAGACCCAAAGCCUUUUAUUCAGGUAGCAGUAACAACCUGCUUUCUUUUUCUUACACACUGAUGUCUCCAAUGAUGAACCCCUUGAUUUACAGCUUGAGGAACAAAGAGGUGAAACAAGCCUUGAAAGACUGA